Echinostoma caproni is the source of this 498-nucleotide messenger RNA. The record is from the annotation of a GenBank genome assembly. NCBI's taxonomy places the organism in Eukaryota, Metazoa, Platyhelminthes, Trematoda, Plagiorchiida, Echinostomatidae.
AUGGGACCGACCCUUGCCAGUUCGUUUCAAGCCUCUCAAAACACUGAUAGUCUGCCUGACACGUAUUUGGACGACGUGAUAAAAGACUUUACUAAUAUUUAUGAUACCCAACCUGAACUGAAAGCAUGCAAACGAGAGACUGGUUCACUACCGAGUAGUCUUCUAUCCCUAAUAAGCCUUGUUUUGGCCAUAUUGAAUGAAGAACAAGUGCCCGAGCUGGUACAGUCCCAUGAUGAAAGACAUAUCGUCACGGGUGAAACAAACUACGUACGGUCGGUGUCCCGUUUGGAUCAGAAUGAUGCAGAAAGUGAACCAACUGUCCCACAACCACCGCUUCCCGGUGAUAGUGGUUGCGUAGCCUGUGCGUUUGCACCGCAUAAUGGUGACACGUUACUCACCAUUCAUCGACCCACUAAAGUAAGUAUAUCAACAAUUUUAUUUUCUUGUGUAUUGCUACACCCUCACCAGAGAAACAAUGGAAGAAAUUGCACCUUAUAG